CUGAAGACAUACCUCAUACACGUUUAUACUGGAAAUAAAACUAAAGCUGGAACUAAUGAAGCCGUUUCUAUUACAAUCCAUGGAAGUGCAGCGAAUCCUGCAAUGGAUCUAACUUCCUCCAAGACACACAACAAUCCUUUUGAACAUAAUCAGAAGGACACUUUCAUUCUGAAAUCUAGAGACAUUGGGAACAUAACGAGGGUUACUGUAUCGCAUGGUGGUGCUUGGUAUAAACCCUUGUCGGCCUGGAACCUUGAUAAGAUUGAGGUCGAAGAUGAAGAGUCCCACACCACAUUUGUGUUUCUACUCAAUGACUGGAUUGAUGGAGGGUCUCGUGAUCUUCAUGCUCAGGAAAUCAUAGUUAACAAUAAAUCAUUCGUUUAUGAUUCUCAAUUUCAAAACAACACGAAGGAAAAAGAGUGCACUUCCGGCACGUUGGAGGAGAUGUGCCACCAAUUCACCGUGACAACCGCAGAGAUGGAUCCGUCGGCACGCUAUAGCAAUGCAGAGGUGACAAAGACGCCAUGGCUCAACACCACAAGCCCAGCUGUGAAUAAAGACAACCAAGAUGCGAAAUACUAUCUCUGGCUGGUCAUCACAUUGAUUCUGGUCAUAAUUGCUCUAGUGGCUUUUGCUGCAUUUCUGGCACAUCUUUACCGAAAAAGGCAUGCACGCAAGGAUCAUCUCCAAGUGCACUGCAACAGAUCAAACACACAGAGUUUGGCUGUGCAACCUCCUUGCUGUAAUGUUGACCUUUUAAGGUCAGGCAACACACAAGCCAGCAGUGAAAUGGUUGAGUACUCACAUGGGAGGCAUCAAGUUACACCAGAGGUGGCCACAGCGAGUGAAUGCAUCUACAGUUUGGUGGGAGAGAUUGAGACAGUCACUCACUUACCUCUCAGCACGAAAUAAUCAACUGAAUCCAGCUGUCUGGGUAUAAAUUACUCCGUUUGGUAAUAUUUUGUCAUAACUGUAACCAUUUAAAGCAUAAUUUCAAUCCAUAGGCCAAAAACAAGCAUGCAAUCCGCUGUAUAUACAGUAACUAGCAAAUAGUGCAUACUGUAUAUGCUGUCAACAGUCGUGUUUUUUUAGGUAGCUGCUGUCCUGGGAAAUCUAUCGGUUUUUCCAGGAUGCAUAACAAUAAACCACUCAAGACAGUGCACAUUACAUGUAGAGUAGUACUCCCGGGUUCCUGAUUUUUGUGAGAUAUAUUACCGUCAGAUGUCCGGGUGCUUUGUUCCUCAGAGGUGGCAAAGCUAGACAUAGGCCACAGUGGCAUCAAUCAACUAUGUUGCUUGCCUGAAACACGAUAAACCACGCAGAUUAAAACACGUGGGUGACCAUGUGUUACUUUUGGUGACCUGUAGAUUAUGAAAACUCGUCUGCUUUCACAAAUAAUGAUAAACAUGUUUUAUCAAGACAUCAUACAAGCUUAAGUUUUUGUAUUGUAAUGCUUAAUAGCCCGCUAUUGUUAAUUACAUACUCAACGUGCUUUAGUUAUUCAGAAUAAAAUAUUAUAUUCACGUUGCACUGUUGUUCUAGGAAUUACGCUCAAUUUAAUUGUGUGAAUGCUUUGUGUUACCUGACAUUGGUAUGGCAUCAGAAUUUGCCCUCACAAGAGCCAUCCAGAAUGCAAGUUGACAUCACCAUCACCGUUAUUAACCAUUGAGGUAUAUAUAAUCGAUUUAUUUGCAAGCUAUAUUUAUUUAUUCAUUCUGCUGUAAACUGGACACCGUUAAUGGGACGUUCAUGCCUUUCUGCCAAUCACAUUUUGUAUGCCAACCAUUUACAUUGCUAUUUGCGUGCGUGAGUUCUCUUGACUCUAGUUUCUUUCUAAUCACAAAAAUAAAUUAGACUAACAUACCUAGCGAGACCCCUUCUGAACCUUUGCUAAAUCUUUCAAUAAAGUCACGUAUGUAUAAAAUAAAAUAAAUCGCUACGUUUCGGGCGCAACACAAGCGUCCGUCAUCAGGUGGGAAAGCUUUCCGAAGGGAGGGUAUCAACCCACCUGAUGACGGACGCUUGUGUUGCGCCCGAAACGUCGUGAUUUAUUUUAUUUUAUACCCACGUGACUUUACCGAAAGAACCAAAGAGUAUGGAUUCCUGCAGCCACGAAAGCUUCAAAUCAAGAUAAAAUCUUUCAAAUUGAUAUAGUCCGUAAUAUUUGCUUUACACACUUACCUGCUGUAAAAUAUACAUAAAGACCUUGACGUACAACAGUUGUUCUCUGUAAAUGUUAUAAAAAAAAUAAACAGUAUCAUGCGAGUACUAUAUAACAAAGUUUUCUGAAGUUUUGUUUUGUGAAACGGGGAGAAAGGAAAAAAAACCCAUGAAUGCAGGAGGAACUGGAAAUUUCGAUAAAACAAGCUGGCACCGAGAAACAUAAUACCAAUCCAGUGACUCCUCUACUU
Petromyzon marinus (sea lamprey) is the source of this 2411-nucleotide messenger RNA. The record is from RefSeq and is a predicted model, not a curated record. Lineage: Eukaryota; Metazoa; Chordata; Hyperoartia; Petromyzontiformes; Petromyzontidae.